AUGCCUUCGAGCGGAUCUUCUAAAGUAUCCAAGGUAGAUAGGUCCACUAGUCCUCUGCCAUGUAGGCCUGCGAAUCCUGUUCAAGAAUUAAAAGCUUUGUUUGCUGAACCACCCAUAAGAGUUUCAAAUGGCAGCAAAGAGCAAGAUUUUCGUUUCGAGGCAAUUCAGUGCUUGCAAUCGUCGGCUUUUAAAGAAAUUAAAACAUUGCCGGAUCGAGGAACGUGGAGCAGCAAGAUCGAAUUCAUCCUCUCUGUAGUAGGAUUGGCUAUAGGAUUAGGAAACUUAUGGCGAUUUCCUUACCUCUGCUACAAAAAUGGCGGUGGUGCUUUUAUGGUUCCUUAUUUUAUCGCUCUUGCACUUGCCGGAGUACCCAUGUUCCUAAUGGAGUUAUCAUUGGGCCAGAUGAUGACUAUAGGAGGAUUAGGUGUCUUUAAAAUAGCUCCGAUUUUCAAAGGCAUUGGAUACGCUACUUGCGUACUUUCCUGUUGGACGAAUGUAUAUUAUAUCAUUAUAUUGGCAUGGGCACUUUUUUACUUUUUGGUUUCCUUACGAAUGGAUGUGCCAUGGAGAACAUGCGGCAAUCCUUGGAAUACACGUUACUGCCUCACUUCUUCAGAACGUUUAGAAGCGUUAUGUUGGCCCGAAGACGAAGAUACGAUAUGUUCUACUUCGAUUGGUAACUUAAGUCAUACUCUGCUGAGAGAUCCAGUGAAAGAAUUUUGGGAGAGGCGUACUCUUCAAAUUUCUGAUGGUGUAGAAAGCGUAGGUUCAAUAAGAUGGGAACUAGCAGGUACAUUAGCUGUCGUGUGGAUCAUGUGUUAUUUUUGUAUUUGGAAAGGCGUGAAAUGGACUGGAAAAGUUGUGUACUUUACAUCGUUGUUUCCAUAUGCAUUAUUAGCAGUUUUAUUGGUACGGGGAUUGACCUUACCAGGAGCAAUGGAAGGUCUGAAAUAUUAUGCAACGCCAAAUCUUUCAAAACUCAGUGAUCCCGAAGUAUGGAUCGAUGCGGUGACGCAAAUAUUUUUUUCUUAUGCACUGGGUCUAGGUGCAUUGGUUGCACUUGGAAGUUACAAUAAAUUUAAUAAUAAUGUUUACAAGGAUGCACUAAUCGUUUGUACAGUGAAUUCAUGUACCAGUAUGCUUAGUGGCAUUGUUAUAUUUUCUGUGGUUGGUUUUAUGGCUCAUGAACAACAAAAACCCGUAGCGGAUGUAGCAGCCUCUGGUCCAGGUUUAGCUUUCUUGGUUUAUCCUUCCGCAGUUCUUGAAUUACCAGGAUCAUCAAUUUGGUCUUGUUUAUUCUUUUUUAUGCUUAUCCUUAUUGGAUUAGAUAGUCAGUUUUGUACAGUUGAAGGCUUUAUAACAGCCGCGGUCGAUGAAUGGCCGCAUCUUCUUAGAAAACGAAAAGAAUUAUUCAUAGCAAUUGUAUGCUUUAUCUCGUAUCUUAUCGGUCUUUUUUGUGUUACUGAGGGAGGAAUGUAUGUUUUUCAACUCUUGGAUUCGUAUGCUGUUAGUGGAUUUUGCCUAUUGUUUUUAAUGUUCUUCGAAUGUAUUUCUGUCUCGUGGGCAUUCGGUGUAAAUCGGUUUUACGAUGGAAUUCGCGACAUGAUCGGUUAUUAUCCAUGUUGCUGGUGGAAAAUAUGUUGGACAUUUACUACUCCUGCCAUUUGUGUGGGAGUUUUCACUUUCAACAUAAUUAAAUUCGUUCCCGUAAAAUAUCUUACGUAUGAAUAUCCAUGGUGGAGUCAUGUGUUAGGGUGGCUUUGUGGUCUUUCUUCGAUGUUAUGUAUUCCCGGAUAUAUGAUUUAUAUCUGGUUUACAACACCUGGAACUAUUUCUGAGAAAUUCCGAAAAUUGAUAAGAAUAGAAGAUGACGUUGCCGCUUUACGAAUGAAAUUAAAUCCUAAAAAAGCUGUCGCUAUCAGUGCAGAUCUCGAACUAUAAGUGUCAAUUGUACCUUUAUUCGACAUCCAUCAAUGAUUCAAAUGUGUUCUUUGCAGUGUAUGACUGGGCAGAAGCAUGAUUUCAAAUGUUGAACAGUAUCACAUCAUAUAUUCAUAUCCAUUAUAACCAUUUAUCAUAAAAAAUUAAAAACUUAGUGGUUGUAUAAAGUGAAGUAUAUUGACAAUAAUAAAAUGCAAAAUAGUUUUAUAUGGAAAAUAUAUAAACAGACGUAUGACGAAAAUCCAAUUAAGAUAAAAUAAAUAUUUUUAUUUGUUAUAAUUUACACGAUAUCAGAUUUAGCUACUGUAUACAAUUAAAUGUAUACACUAGAUUUAAUUAUUUUGAAAUUUUAUAUUUAUUAACAAACAUCAAAUUUAUAGCUUAAAAAGGAGAAAAAGAAUUACUCUAAUUUGUAUAUUUAUAUACAUAAUUUAUAUAAAAGAAUUAAUUAAAAUAUUGAAAUUUAUUUUUCUCUAUUUUGCAUUUCUUUAAUACGUCCAAUAAGUUGUUCCUUCCAUUGUUCUUCUGAUAUAGCUUUUGCCCAUUCUGGAAUUGCUGUAAUUGGUAAAGUAAAAGAUGCCAUCAUAGAUUUUACUUGAUUGAUUUUAUCUGCAUCCAUAUCUAUAUUGGACCGAUUGUGAGGCGAUGACCAAACUUCUAUUGUUUCCGACAUGGAAUCCUUUCAUCUUCAUACAACAUUGGAUCACUAUCUGCAGGAAUCUGAGAUAAUGGUACAUAUCCUGCCAUUCCUAUAUCAUCAUCUUCGCUAUCUGAUGCAUUUAUUCCUCUAUCAAGAGGUAAAUUUGGUACAUUUAAUGAUUCCUCAACAGGCUCUUGUGUAGGAUCAGGAGACAUUGUGCAUCACCUGUUUCUUAAUAUUUUUAAAUCAAAUAAAUUACAAAUGUGAAUAAAUUUGUGACAAUACAAAAAUCUGACAGUUCACAGCUGAUUUGCGUUCUUUGUAGUUUACUAUUUUAUACUGC
Molecule: messenger RNA, 2924 nt
Organism: Heterotrigona itama
Lineage: Eukaryota; Metazoa; Arthropoda; Insecta; Hymenoptera; Apidae
Source: the annotation of a GenBank genome assembly